This is a messenger RNA of Kluyveromyces marxianus DMKU3-1042, 612 nucleotides long. It is a transcript of the gene NNF1, whose product is annotated as MIND complex subunit NNF1. Lineage: Eukaryota; Fungi; Ascomycota; Saccharomycetes; Saccharomycetales; Saccharomycetaceae. The transcript has a single exon. The record is from RefSeq and is a predicted model, not a curated record. Bases 1 to 612 code for a protein of 203 amino acids. Gene Ontology annotation, cellular component: MIS12/MIND type complex. Gene Ontology annotation, biological process: chromosome segregation.
AUGUCUAUUAGUCAGAAUGGGAAUAACGUUGAUCAUGUGCGGUUCCAAAGGCUUGUUCAAGUCUGUAAUAAGGCAUUAGAAGAGAGCAUCAAACAACUUGAAUCAUGGGAAAAGAUACAAGAUUGUUUCCCGGAGUAUUGUCAAACGAGAGAGGGUAGUGAAAAUUUAUCCGUAUGUCAACAACAGGUGUCUAAACUAUGGGCAAACUUAUCUAGAGUAGAAUUUGAUGCCAUAUUUCACGAAAGGAACAUUGAAGAGAAAUUAAAUCAACUUGAUGAGCUUAUUGACAAGGCCAAACGCAGAAAUAUAUCUUCGACAGGUACAAAUAACCUGCGAAGAAUGGACGAGCUCAUGCCUUCUGAAUUAAUAGAUGGGAAUUUACAGUCUGCAAAAUUAUCAACGCUCGAGAAGUUAGAAGAAAGACUAGUGUCUAUUAAAAAUAUGAAUAGCACUCUAGAGAGCGAGCUUAAAGACCUUAAUGAUAAAGUUUUCGAAGAACUAGAUAAAUUGCAACAAAUUUAUGAUGAUACCCUUAAAGACGAAGUUUCUGUUCCAGAUGAUGUAAUAAAACAAGCAGUCAUUGAUAUGAUAAUCGAAACUAGACAAGAUUGA